Molecule: messenger RNA, 900 nt
Organism: Lacerta agilis (Sand lizard)
Lineage: Eukaryota; Metazoa; Chordata; Lepidosauria; Squamata; Lacertidae
Gene: CDC42SE1
Product: CDC42 small effector 1
Biological process (GO): regulation of Rho protein signal transduction
Cellular component (GO): plasma membrane
Molecular function (GO): small GTPase binding
Source: RefSeq, a predicted model, not a curated record
AAGAACCUUCCGGCGUAGAGAGGGAUCCGGCACGCCGGAAAGGGGUCCCGGCUUACCAGUAUCCGAGAGGAGAUCGACCCACUAGGCGGAAAGCUGGAAUCCUCAACGAAUAUGAGCGAUUUCUGGCACAAGCUGGGUUGCUGCGUCGUAGAGAAAUCGCGGCAGAAGACCCGGCGGAGAAUCGACCGCAGCAUGAUAGGGGAGCCCAAUUUCGUCCACCUGACACACAUCGGGUCCGGAGACAUGGCGAACGAGGGUCUUCCCAUGACGGGGGCAAUGCAUGAGAUGAGAUCCAAAUGCGGCCGAGAUCGACAGUGGAGCAGCUCCCACGUUUUGUAGCUCUGUGGGAUUUCCCCCGCUUCCUUCUCCAUGUCCCGGGCAAAUUAACGAAUUGAGAAAACCCAAAGAAAGAAAUAAGUAUGUAAACAACCCUCGCUCGAUUGACCUGCUCAGAUCCUGUCGAGGCAGGUCAGCGAAGCUCAGAACGCACCAAACGCCCUUCGUAACUUAUGCAAACUGGUUCCAAACGUCCCGAAAUCGGAUCGGAUUUUCUUUUCCCAAAGAGCGUCAGCAACAAACGCAGCAGCUUAUUCCGCCGCUAAUUUUCGCAGAUUUGCAUAGAAAGAGGUUGGGCUGAAUCCAACACUCCCUUCGCUGCCGCUUCCUCUCUCUGUUCUCUCCCCCCCCCAAAAAAAAAUGCAGAAGCAUCUCUGGACUGUCAGUCUCUCAUGCCGUCCUUCGUUUCGUGGCUGCCGCAUUUUGCUUUUUCACAACUUUGCAAGGAAUCGGGGCGGGCGUUUGAGGGAGAUUGGCGCCCGGGGCUUCAGCAAGCAUCUUCGUCUGCGAACAUGCCAUCCAUUUAAAGCACAUUCAAAGCCUCUUCCACCCACCCACCCACAC